Messenger RNA from Bursaphelenchus xylophilus (pine wood nematode), 2028 nucleotides. The record is from the annotation of a GenBank genome assembly. NCBI's taxonomy places the organism in Eukaryota, Metazoa, Nematoda, Chromadorea, Rhabditida, Aphelenchoididae.
AUGCAAAGGGCAGUUUUAGCCCUACUUCUCGGCUGCCAGUUAGCCGCUGCCCAAAUCGACGCUUUUGCCGGCUCGAAUCAUUAUGCAGCAAAGCCCACGAUCACUCCAGACAUUCAAAAAUACUUUGAGCUUGACGGACAUGCUCGCGAGCUUGUCGACACUCUAAUUGGCCCCAGGCCCGGAGGGUUCUUCCCCGAGAAAACUUAUGAAGUCGCGAGACCAGCCUAUGGCGGAGGACCCGCUGGACCUCAAGAUGGACUGGCGCAGAUUGGUAAUGCGAUCAGCAACUUCUUCAAUGGCCCACCAGCUCCUCAAGGAGCCGGGGACUUGCAAUUGCCUCCAGGCUUCAACCAGGGAUUCUCGUUGAAUAAUGGAGGAAAGCAGGCGUUGAGUUCGUUCCAGGAGAACGGGAGAAUCGCUGUAAGUUUGACAGCUAAUUGCAUGGAUUUUGGGGAUUUUUUUCCAUCCUGUACUUGCCCUAUUUUCAGCAUGCCCCAGUGGAACAGCAAGCCGCGGAAGUCCAGCGAUCGCCCUCCAAGUCGUCCAUCUCUGGAAUCCCUUCCGACUACCCAAAGCUCCCAAAAUUCCCAUUCUCCAGUAAUUUUGACCCCAAUGGAGCUUCUCCAUCCGUUCUGAAGGCCGCUCCAGAACUCCCAAAGUUCGCUAGCCGCCCAGAAGUCCCUGAAGGAGGAUUUGGCGCCAUGUCCGACGUCCGGCGGUACCCAUCUUCGGUCUCCGAAGCCGCUCAAAAGCCUUACAGUUCCUCGGCAACCAAUGGAGAGUACAGCGAAGAUACAUUGACUGAUGAACCACGGCAAGCUGGUGGUUUGAUCGGCACUAUUAUGGAUCUGUUUGCCAUGAGCAAGGACAAAGAGAACCCACCAGACAUGGGCAACAUUGCCAAGGGUAGGGGAAUUGCUUUCGUACAAUAUUUCUGUCAUUUCUACGACUUAUUUGUAUUUUUUAGGUGUCGGAAACCUCUUGACUGGCCAAAACUCCCCACUGCCCGGAAAGAAUAUCGUGAACAAUGUUUUGUACAAAGCGUUGACUCAGAAUUCAAUCGAUUCCAACUCCUCUAGCCUUCCCAAAUUCGACUUUGACUCCAGCACUCCCAUCACUUUGAACGAAGCCCAGCAAAAAGCGAUCGCCGAGAACUUGGAGAUGGUCGAAGGUCUGAUCAUCCAGCCAUCUUCUCCCCUGUGCAAUCCCAAGCCUGAACCUAUCACUGAAAUGAAUAUUGAUGCGUUUAUGGGCACUUGGUAUCAAGUUGUGUACAGUCCACCUCUCUCUUCAACCCCUUGCAGUAUGGUGACUUACAAGAAGAUGAGUGACGUUAACCCUCAGAAUGGAGGAAUCGGAAGCUUGUUUGAAGUGUUUGAAUACAAGACUGGAGGUGCUCCAUACAGCAAGCCAACGAUUACCAGUGGAUUUGCUAUUCUGAAGGAGAUUGGAGAGCUUAUUUUCAGGACCACCGCCAACAAGGAGGAUGUGACAGGUAGGGGAAAAGUCUUUUAUAUCUAAAUCAUCACGAAAGCUGCCUCCAUCAAAUUUGCUAAACAGAUACAUAGUUCAUUGAAUAACUCUCAAAUGAUAUUAUCUGCCAAAGAAAAAAAUGUUUUUGAAUACUAAAAUACCUAAUUUUAGUUUACAUCAUCCAUAAUGGCCCGAUCAACCAAAAUGGCCAAUAUGAAUACGUUGUGAUGUCGACCAACUGUAAUUACCCACUCUAUGUGUUCGCCAGAGACCCCAUUCUUUACAGACAGGUGAGGUUUAAAAAAAUCUUACUGUAACAUACGAAGAUGAAGACUUUACUUAAAGUCAUCAUUUUUUGAUAUGGCUAGUAUCAGGUUGUGCAUUCUCGUGCCGUAUUUUACCUCAAAUUUGUUUCAGAAAUACGAGAAACAAGUGCUUACCUACCUGGAGAAGCGCGGCAUCAUCAACGGCUUCUCGAAGCUCUUCAACACGGUAGCGCCGGUGGACGCGAGCACCUGCACGUUCCCUCCCAACCUCUUCAACUCACAAGUCUAG